AUGGCGUCCGACUCUUUACGGCAGCGUCACCCACCUACCCGAUCGGCGAGCAAUGGCUCUUCCACAAAGCGCAGCGUGGCUCGCGCGGUGGUGGCGACCUCGGCGUCGGAAUGGCUCGCGAUCCUCGCGCUCAUCUUUGGCGGAUGCUGCUCCAACGCCUACACGCUCGAACUCGCCACGCGCCAACUACCUUCGUCGGGCACGCUGAUCACGUUUGCCCAGUUCCUGAUCACAACCCUAUCAGCGCUACCGCACUUCAUCCAGCGCAGCCCACGUGCGCCGUGGAUGGAGCUCAAACCUCGCGUCGUGCCACUGUACAGGUGGGGGGUGCAGGUGGCGCUGUACCUCUCGAGCAGCCUGCUCAACAACACCGCGUUUGCGUACAACGUGCCGAUGUCGGUGCACAUCGUCUUCCGCUCCGGCGGGCUGGUGAUCAACAUGGUGCUGGGCUAUGCCGUGCAGAAGACGCGCUACUCGCUCGCCCAGGUCGCCAGCGUGCUCCUCGUCACCGCCGGCGUCGUAGCCAGCACCUUCUCCUCCCAAUCUGGCCCAACCACAACCAACGGCGAAAGAGGCGAGGUGGGCGAGUAUGCAACGGGCGUGGCGCUGUUGUUUGCCGCACUCGUGAUCACGGGCUUGAUGGGGUUGUGGCAGGAGCGCACGUUCCGGCUGUACGGCAACCAGAACUGGCGCGAGAGCAUGUUCUACUCGCACCUCCUCUCGCUGCCGCUCUUUGGACUGCGUUCGCGCGCGCUGGCGAGCGACAUUGCAGCUGCCAACAACACCACGCGCUGGUACUUUGCCUUGCACCAUCCCCACUCCACAACGAGGGGUGACUGGGCUGCACUUGUCAGACCGCCCACGCUGGACUCUACCCCCGCGCGCGUGUUUGCACUGGACCACCUCAUCCCCGCCAUCCCCGCUGGGUGGGGGAAGGGCGUAUGGGUGCCGAGUUUCUGGCCGCCGCUCGUGCUCAACGUCGCCACGCAGCUGCUGUGCAUCAAUGGCGUCAACCGCCUGACGGCGCAGGUGAGCUCGCUCUCGGUCACGCUGGUGCUGGUGGUGCGCAAGGCUCUUAGCCUGCUCAUCUCGGUGCUGCUCGUCCAGCGCUCCACCGGCACGCCGGCGCUGUGGACGGGCGCCGCCGCUGUUUUAGCGGGGACCAUCGCAUACUCGCUCUCCAAACCUCCCGGCAGCGCCAAAAAAACACUGUAG
Molecule: messenger RNA, 1215 nt
Organism: Moesziomyces antarcticus
Lineage: Eukaryota; Fungi; Basidiomycota; Ustilaginomycetes; Ustilaginales; Ustilaginaceae
Product: UAA transporter
Exons: 1
Coding region: 1-1215 (404 amino acids)
Biological process (GO): transmembrane transport
Cellular component (GO): Golgi membrane; endoplasmic reticulum membrane
Molecular function (GO): UDP-N-acetylglucosamine transmembrane transporter activity
Source: RefSeq, a predicted model, not a curated record